AAACAUCCGACGAUAUUUCAUUCGAGUUUGAAGCAAGAUCCAGUAGAGAACAACUUUUCGAUUUUAAGCGAAAUUUACGUUUAUCCAUAGUCACAUUGGGUUUCUCUUUUAGGUUCCUAGAUCCUUUGACGAAAUUUUAGGUCAUAAAUUCAGCAAGGAUGUCAAAUUUAACCAGAGUUUUAAAGGUCGCGUCCGUGGGACUGUACAAAAAUCGCGCCUUACUGAGCAUUCAGCGUCGUUCGAUAAAGACAUUUUGCUGGCAAAUGCAGAAGAAAGCCAACACUGAGAGUGAGACAUUGAUGAAAAUAAUGACAGAACAGAAACAAUAUCAGGAGCUGAAGGAUUUUCUGACUUGGAAGGAGGACGAGCACAAGCAGAAGGAGGCGCAGCAGCAGCAGAAGCAGCAGCAGCAGCAGCGAGCCAACAAAGAUGAGAAAUUGCUUGCAAAGCGCAAGGCAAAAAAGUUGCCGAUUGAGCCAGAAUUCAUACUUGAGGAUUAUAAUGUUCAAGUUGAUGAUAGCUUGGUCAAAAUGCAAAAGAUCCUGCCGACCGAGAAAAUUUCUAUCAUCUUCAAUCUUAGCGAAAGCAUCCCAAUUCGGUUGAAGGAGAGUCUUGCGAAAUUGACAUGCCCCAUAGGAGUGCGCUGUGCUCCGGACUUCGAGGUGAUUAUCAAACGGAACGAUUGGAAACUGUCUAUAUAUUGUGGAUAUAGGGCAUCAAUCUUUCUGCACGAUAUAUCCGUUUUCAAAGCGGAGAAAAAAAAUAAUCUUGACCACUUGUUCGAUAUUAAGAACGUAUCGAUAUUCGAAAAAAAACGGGAUAAUUUUACAUAUUCGGCGGAUGAGUUGAUGAUUGAUAAGAAUCUCUAUGAUCUAAUGAUGAAGACCCUGGCAGAAGUCGGCAUAGACAAUGAGUUUGCUCUCAGGAUGUCCAUUCUGGCCACAUUUUAUUUCGAAACGACGUAUUUCAAGUUUUUGCAGAAUUUACAAGACUUCGGGAUACAGAUACCAGAUUCAAUGGUGGGGAACAAUGACAUCAAUUGAAUGCAAAAUUUUUUACAGAGUAAUGCAUAUAUAUAUACAUAUAUAUGUAAAGUUAAUUAAAUAAUCGUAUGUUCAUUCCAAUUGGCGCCCUCUAAA
Molecule: messenger RNA, 1139 nt
Organism: Drosophila willistoni
Lineage: Eukaryota; Metazoa; Arthropoda; Insecta; Diptera; Drosophilidae
Product: complement component 1 Q subcomponent-binding protein, mitochondrial
Exons: 2
Coding region: 159-1043 (294 amino acids)
Cellular component (GO): mitochondrial matrix
Source: RefSeq, a predicted model, not a curated record